Messenger RNA from Monoraphidium neglectum, 173 nucleotides. RefSeq lists its product as hypothetical. The annotation marks the transcript as partial. The transcript has a single exon. NCBI's taxonomy places the organism in Eukaryota, Viridiplantae, Chlorophyta, Chlorophyceae, Sphaeropleales, Selenastraceae. The record is from RefSeq and is a predicted model, not a curated record.
AUGGCCCACUCUCAACAUGCUCACUCGUUUGGAAACGUGGCGCAGGGUCGGCUGCUUGAGGCGUGUGCGGCGCUCAUCCGCGAUGCCUACACGCGGGAUGCGCUGCUGCAGCACUGGGAGGAGCAAUGGGACGGUCCCAUGGCCCACGUGCCCCUGGGAACGGCACACCAGCG